This is a messenger RNA of Megalopta genalis, 587 nucleotides long. The record is from RefSeq and is a predicted model, not a curated record. Lineage: Eukaryota; Metazoa; Arthropoda; Insecta; Hymenoptera; Halictidae.
ACCGUGUUCCUCUCGGCCGAUGGUGCGCGGGUUAACGUGGAAAUGGAUGAUUGGAUUUAUAAGAAUAAGGAUUUACGUAUCACGGUUACUAUUAGAGACUAUAGCUUGCAUUUAUUCCGCCGGAUAAACAACCCGGAGCUCUCGGACGUGUUUCAUCUGACCAGUCCUCUGGGAAUCGUUCUGGCUUUCGAAAAAUUGCCGAUCGCGAGCGAUGCCAGCUUCGCAAACAAUUGGUCAAACAGAGGAUUCGAUUUCCGAGGAUCAUGGCCGUCAGGGUUGUUAAUAGCGCCAGUCGUCGGGGACAGCGAGCAGAAUCCAUUUUAUAUUCGUCAGUCCUACAUUAGAAAUACUUGCAGCAGCGAUAAAGGGGUCAACGAAGUUUGCCGAAAGUUCCUGAGAAAUGGAACCGUUUUGGUGUACUUCGACGACGGCAAGGUUAUUGUUCUUCGUCCAAACGGAGACAUUGUGACUUGUCUGUCCUUCGAACAGCUUCCGCCUAAGGAACCUGAGAAGACCGACGAUGACGCAAGCUCCGGGAAAGGUAUAUAUAUAAUUCAUUCAAUUUGUAAUCGAUUCUAGACCACAAU